AACCCUAAAUCGCGAUUUAGGGUUCUUAGAGUGGAGAAUUGGGGCUUUCAACUCAACCUUCAAAAUUUCAAUUGAUUUUGGGAUUCAUGAUGAUUUAAGUCGAUUUCUUCAGUUCUGUGCUCUGCUUUAAAAGAAUUAAGCAAGAGAAGAGAUCAUGGCGUUGGGCUUUGACCUCUAUUUACGAUGUGGUGGAUAUUGGAGCAGCAAAGACGACUAUCAUGGAGGGUAGAAGAGCAGCUGAUGGUUUUACCUUGCAGUCGGUUCUCACACUUGUGGAAUACAUAGGCUAUGAAGAUAACAUGAACCAAGUAUCAUGGUUUCCACCUGAAACUCCUGAGAAAAAAGAAUUCAUCACUGACGAUGUGAUAAUGAGCAAAGUGGUUCACUAUUCAAUUGGAUCUGGAGCAAUGAUGUUGUUUAUCGUCAGGGAAGAUGAUCCUUAUAUGGGUAGGCAUCUUAAUAUGAGAGGCUUGUUGAAUGAUGCUGAGGAUGAAGGUGAUAUUGGGAAUGAGAGUGCUAAUGAGGAUAAUAGGGUAAAUGACUCUUCUAGUAGUGAUUCUGAAAUUGAGGAGAGAGGCGGCAUGAUAGAGCAGGAUGAUCCUUUUGGUGUUAGUGAUAGCGAAGGUGGGUGGUUCAGUAGUUGAUGAUAAUCUGACAAUAUUCAUGCUGGGGCAUAGGAUGUGUGCUCGGCAUGUCUACACUAAUUGGAAAAAGAAGUACGGUGGAGCUGUGUUUGAAGAUCUGUUCUGGGGUGCUGCUGAUGCUUACUACAUAGCACGUUUUGAGAAGAAGAUGGAAGAGCUGAAGAAGAUUUCAGUCCCUGCAUAUGAUGAUUUGAAGAUAUCUCUGUUUUGUCCGUGGUCAAGGGCAUUUUUCACAGAAUAUUCAUCUUCUGAUGCUGUUGAGAACAACUUAGGGGAGUCUUUCAAUGCAGCUAUAAGGAUAGCAAGAACAAAAAAAGAGCUGAAGCUGAUAAGUGUAGGGCAAACUACACUUAUAAAUCAAUUACAAAACUCGAAGAACAGAUUGAACUUGCAAAGAAUUGCAGUCCUUUGAGUUGUGGAUUAGGUGACUAUGAAGUUGGGUACUUCAAUGAUAGGUUUGUGGUGAAGAUGAGAGGUGACAUAUCUUGUACUUGUAGGAUGUACAAGAUCAGUGGAAUUCCUUGCUGCCACAUUGUCUCAGCCUUGCGCUUAGAGAAAAACGCUGACCAAGACCCGAAAACACUUAUAUCUGAUUGGUUCACCAUUGAGAAACUGAAGACAUGUUAUGCAAAUCCUUUAAAGCCCGUCAACGGCAUGAACAUGUGGAAGGUGACAACUAAUGUAAGGGUCAAUCCACCUCCGUUUAAGAAACUUCCAGGGAGACCACCAGGUAAAAAGAGAAAGAGAGAUAAAGGUGAACCUAGAGAACCACCAAAAAUUUCAAAACGAGGAAUGAAAAUACACUGUGGGAGUUGUGGCCAAGAAGGACAUAAUAAAAUGUAUUGCAAGAAUCAUCCUGUCCCAAAACCACCCAAGAAUAGACCUGGAAGGCCACGCAAGGAAGUAAUUCCACCUGUUUCAGCUGGUCUAUUUAUUCAUGCACCAGAAGCCACACCUGGAAGCCGAAGGAAAUGGUUUGCCUCUGCCUCACAGCCUGAACAUGACGUCCCAAGCCUCUCAUCGGCACUCCCAAAACGAGGGCCUGGAAGGCCUAGGAAGAAGUUCUCAGAAGGUGUCUCAUCAUCUCAACCAUGACUUUUGUGUUUUUUUAUGAAUUUAUGAAUUGUGCUUUUGUCUUUGUCGGAUUUUGUAACUCAUGUGUUCUUUUUAUUAGACUUAUAUGUUUCUUUUGUCAGACUUA
This is a messenger RNA of Brassica oleracea var. oleracea, 1845 nucleotides long. RefSeq lists its product as uncharacterized. The transcript has 3 exons. Gene Ontology annotation, molecular function: zinc ion binding; DNA binding. Lineage: Eukaryota; Viridiplantae; Streptophyta; Magnoliopsida; Brassicales; Brassicaceae. The record is from RefSeq and is a predicted model, not a curated record. The coding region runs from base 1113 to 1739 and encodes 208 amino acids.